Molecule: messenger RNA, 2438 nt
Organism: Fimicolochytrium jonesii
Lineage: Eukaryota; Fungi; Chytridiomycota; Chytridiomycetes; Spizellomycetales; Powellomycetaceae
Product: Hsp90 protein-domain-containing protein
Exons: 2
Coding region: 121-2226 (701 amino acids)
Biological process (GO): protein stabilization; protein folding; cellular response to heat
Cellular component (GO): perinuclear region of cytoplasm; plasma membrane; cytosol
Molecular function (GO): ATP hydrolysis activity; ATP-dependent protein folding chaperone; ATP binding
Source: RefSeq, a predicted model, not a curated record
CCUCCCCAGUUUCUCUUCUGCGACACACAGCCGUCGAGCCUCGAACCACCACUUGAUCUACUCGAUCACCCCCAACAGACCACAGUUUCCCCCAGUUCUCAACGAAUACACAUUGCAAACAUGGCGGAAGGAGCUGAAACAUUUGCCUUCCAGGCUGAGAUCUCUCAGUUGAUGUCCCUGAUUAUCAACACCUUCUAUUCCAACAAGGAAGUCUUCCUUCGUGAACUGAUCUCCAACGCCUCCGAUGCUCUCGACAAGGUCCGCUACCAGUCCCUGACGGACUCGUCGGUGCUUGACUCCGAGAAGGAGUUGUUCAUCCGCCUCACGCCCGACAAGACCAACAAGAUCCUCGAGAUCCGCGAUUCUGGUAUCGGUAUGACCAAGGCCGACCUCGUUAAUAGCUUGGGUACCAUCGCAAAGUCCGGAACCAAGGCAUUCAUGGAGGCUCUCUCCUCUGGCGCCGACAUUUCCAUGAUCGGUCAAUUUGGUGUCGGUUUCUACUCUGCUUACCUCGUUGCCGACCGUGUUGAGGUCAUCACCAAGCACAACGACGACGAGCAGUACGUCUGGGCCUCCGCUGCCGGUGGCUCCUUCACCAUCACCCGCGACACUCAGAACGAGCAGAUCGGCCGUGGUACCAUCAUCCGCCUCCACAUGAAGGAGGACCAGUUGGAGUACCUCGAGGAGAAGACUAUCAAGGACAUCGUUAAGAAGCACUCUGAGUUCAUUGGAUACCCCAUCCAGCUCGUCGUCGAGAAGGAAGUCGAGAAGGAAGUUGAGGACGAAGAGGUUGAGGUGAAGAAGGAAGAUGAGGAGGACAAGCCAAAGAUUGAGGAGGUCGAGGACGAGGAGGAAAAGACCGAGAAGAAGAAGAAGACCGUCAAGGAGAUUACCAAGGAGACCGAGGAGCUUAACAAGAUCAAGCCUCUCUGGACCCGUAACCCCGAUGACAUUACCAACGAAGAAUACGCUGCCUUCUACAAGAGCUUGUCCAACGACUGGGAGGAACACCUCUCUGUCAAGCACUUCUCCGUCGAGGGUCAACUCGAGUUCCGUGCCAUCCUCUUCAUUCCCAAGCGCGCUCCCUUCGACCUCUUCGAGACGAAGAAGAAGCGUAACAACAUCAAGCUCUACGUUCGCCGUGUGUUCAUUAUGGACGACUGUGAUGACUUGAUCCCCGAGUGGCUCAACUUCGUCAAGGGUAUCGUCGACUCCGAGGACCUUCCUUUGAACAUCUCCCGUGAGGUGCUUCAGCAAAACAAGAUCCUCAAGGUCAUCCGCAAGAACAUUGUCAAGAAGUGUCUCGAGAUGUUCCAGGAGAUCUCCGAGGACAAGGAGAACUUCAACAAGUUCUACGAGGCCUUCUCCAAGAACAUCAAGCUCGGUAUUCACGAGGACUCCACCAACCGCACCAAGCUCGCCGAGCUCCUCCGCUUCCACUCUACCAAGUCUGGUGAGGAGAUGACCUCCUUCAAGGACUACGUCACCCGCAUGCCCGAGAAGCAAAAGAACAUCUACUACAUCACCGGCGAAUCCAAGGCGGCCGUCGAGAACUCCCCCUUCUUGGAAGUGCUCAAGAAGAAGGGUUUCGAGGUCUUGUACAUGGUUGACCCCAUCGACGAGUACUGCGUCCAGCAACUCAAGGAGUUUGACGGCAAGAAGCUCAUGUCCGCCACCAAGGAAGGUCUUGAGUUGGAGGAGGAUGAGGACGAGAAGAAGGCUCUUGAGGAGCAGAAGGCCGAGUUCGAGCCUCUCACCAAGCAAAUCAAGGAGAUCCUUGGCGACAAGGUCGAGAAGGUCGUUAUCUCCAACCGCAUCAUCAACUCCCCCUGCGUUCUCGUCACCGGACAAUAUGGAUGGUCUGCGAACAUGGAGCGUAUCAUGAAGGCCCAGGCUCUCCGGGAUAGUUCCAUGUCUAGCUACAUGGCCUCGAAGAAGACCCUCGAGCUGAACCCCGACAACGCUAUCGUCAAGGCUCUCAAGGUCAAGGUCGCGGAGGACAAGAACGACAAGACCGUGAAGGACCUCACUCACCUACUGUUCGACACCGCCCUUCUCGCCUCCGGUUUCUCCCUCGAGGACCCGUCCAGCUUCGCCGGCCGCAUCCACCGGAUGGUCAAGCUUGGUCUGUCCAUCGACGAGGAGGACGCACCAGCGCAAGAGCACGAUGACCUGCCACCAUUGGAGGAGGCCACCGCCGAGUCCAAGAUGGAAGAGGUCGAUUAGAUACGUCCCUCGAGCUGCAACGUAACCCGUGUGUCAUUAUGUAUAUAAACCGUUGAGUUAAUUUAGUGGUCAUCCCCCCCUCCCUCAUGAAACUGUAUUUGAUAUUUCCGUGAAAUACACAUUCGAGAUACCAUUAUUUUGGAAAAACUGACGGCCGCGCUGUACACUUGUGAAAUUCUUUGCAUGAGUUCAUUGAACCCGUCGUUUGAAGC